This is a messenger RNA of Arabidopsis lyrata subsp. lyrata, 2831 nucleotides long. RefSeq lists its product as uncharacterized. The record is from RefSeq and is a predicted model, not a curated record. NCBI's taxonomy places the organism in Eukaryota, Viridiplantae, Streptophyta, Magnoliopsida, Brassicales, Brassicaceae. The transcript is spliced from 2 exons. The coding region runs from base 125 to 2146 and encodes 673 amino acids.
CUCUCUCUCCUCUCUCUCUCUCCUCUCCGACCCCGACAUUUCUCUCUCCCUCCGCCAUAGCUCGCUCCCGCCGAUCUGCACGUACGGUUUUGCAGUCGCGUCCUCCUUCUCGAAAGCGGAGGCGAUGAAGAAGAAGAGCCAUACUAACGUACAUUUUGACUAUGGAGGGUACUAUUCAGAAGGGAAUGAGUGGAUUUAUAAAAAUUCACUAUACGCUAUAUCGUUUAAGACGGCAUGUUUAGAGAAGAUAACUUAUUCGGUGCUAUUAGAUAAGAUCACUACGAAGGUUGGCCAGAAUGGAGUCCUUGGGAAUCUGAAACUGAGUUACAAUCUAUCUAAAGCUCGGAGAGAGACAUAUAUUGUAGAUGAUGAGGACGUAUACAUUUUUUUAACAGAAUGUGAUGAAGAGGGUCGUAUUCCAGUUUUGCAUGUGGAGCUAUUAAGUGACAAUAACCAGAGGGUGGAAGUGUUAGUACCGGAGCGUCGAAGUUCAGUUGGUGUGAAUUAUGUAGAGCUAGUGAAUGUGAAUGAAGUUUUGGAGAAUGAUGUGAAUGAAGUUUUGGAGAAUGAUGUGAAUGAAGUUUUGGAGAAUGAUGUGAAUGAAGUUUUGGUGAAUGAUGUGAAUGAAGUUUUGGUGAAUGAUGUGAAUGAAGUUUUGGUGAAUGAUGUGAAUGAUGAGAAUGAAGUUUUGGUGAAUGAUGUGAAUGAAGUUUUGGUGAAUGAAGAUAUGGUGAAUGAAGUUAUGGUGAAUGAAGUGUGUCAGAAUGUGACAGGUAUGGAAGUUGUGGCUGUGGAAAGGUCGAUGGAUAACCAUUUGGAUGAAGAUGUGGAUGGUAUUUUUGAUUUUGAUGAUAUUCCAGCUAUUCCAAAUCGUGUAAAAGGUACUCCAAAGAAUAUAGAAUGGGAAGAUGGUACGGGUAUAGAACUUUAUCAAGAAUUUUGUUCUAAGGAAGCACUGUGGGAAUUGGUAAACAAAGCUGCAAAACAAGAAGUUUAUGGGGUUUUAAUAGUUAAGUCUGACCCGUUGAGACUUAUGUUACGAUGCAAACAAUAUUCUCAAGGGUGUAAAUGGUAUUUACGAGUUGCGAGAACAAAGCAAUCAGAUUAUUGGAGUGUUAGAGUGCAUAGAAAGAUCCAUACAUGCUCGCGGUCUGUUGAGUCUACAAGCAAUAGUGUACAGAGAGGAACACCACGAUUAAUAGCAGCUGUUUUACAUGCUGACUUUCCAGGUAAUCUACAGACCCCAAAUCCAAAAAGCAUCAUGUCUAUUGUGACAGGAAGACUUGGUGUGCAUUGUUCAUACUCUACUGCAUUAAGAGGGAAAAUGCAGCAUGUUAGUGAAGUGAGAGGUGGACCAGAAAAAAGCUACAAGAUGUUGUUUUCUUAUCUCUACAUGUUAGAGAUGGUAAAUAGAGGGACUGUAACAAGUGUGGAGUUGGAAGAGAAGAAGUUCAAGUACCUAUUCAUCGCUUUGGGAGCUAGCAUUGAAGGUUUCAGGGGAAUGAGGAAAGUGAUAAUUGUGGAUGCAACUCAUCUCAAAACUGUAUAUGGUGGGAUGUUGGUUAUUGCAACAGCUCAAGAUCCUAAUCAUCACCAUUAUCCUCUUGCAUUUGGUGUAAUUGAUGCAGAGAAGGAUGUUAGUUGGAUUUGGUUUUUCCAGAAGCUGAAAACUGUAUAUCCAGAAGUUCCUAAUCUGGUGUUUAUUAGUGACAGGCAUCAAAGCAUCAAGAAGGCUGUCAUGACGGUGUACCCGAAUACGCAUCAUGUACACUGUAUAUGGCAUUUGUCUCAAAAUCUAAGACUCCGUGCGAAGACUGAUAAGGAUGGAGCUGCGAAGAAGUUCUUGGAGUGCGCUCAUGCUUAUAUUGAGAGUGAGUUCAAUAGAGAAUAUGGUAUAUUUAGGAGUCGGUGGUCUAAUGUUGCUGACUAUCUAGAUAAAGCCAUAGAGAGAGAGCAGUGGUCUAGGUACCAUUUCCAAGGAGACAAGUACAACAUAGACACUAGCAAUGCUGCGGAGUCCAUGAACGCUGUGUUUAAGAAAGCGAGGAAGUAUCACCUCGUACCUAUGAUUGAUGCCAUGGUUGAGAAGUUGUGCCUUUUGUGGAGAACAUCUUGCAUGCUCGAUGUCCAGUUGCUGCGAAGUUAAAAGUUGUUGAGCUUAACAGUUAUAGACAAGAAUACAACGUCAUUGAUGGGAUGUCGGUCAGCUUUUUGGUGGAUUUGAAAAUGAAAACUUGUUCUUGCAAGACAUUUGAUAUAGACAAGUACCCGUGUGUCCAUGCCAUUGCCGCAGCAAGGUUCCUAGCCUGCAAGGAAGGGAGAAAUGCAGAUGUAAGCAUAUAUGGACUUUGCUCCGUCUUUUAUUUGAUUGAUACUUGGGCAUUGGCAUAUUACAGGACGUUGUUUGUAGUGCCACAUGAGUCAGAAUGUAAUAUUCCCGAGUCAGUUAAAGAGUUGGAGGCUGAGCCGCCGGAUUACACUCCAAAAAAAGGACGCAAUCAAGAUAAACGGUUUCCAUCUGUUGGAGAAAAACGGAGAAAGAGUAACAAAGCUGUUCCAGGAAUUAACUUGGAGAGAUGGCUACAGCCCGAGGAUCCAGAAGCAUCUUGAUUAAUUCUCUGGUUCAACCGGUACAACUGCUUUACCAAUACGGUUCAACUGGAACAACUGGACCAUUUUGGUUCAACUGGAACAACUGUGUAACCAUUUGGGUUCAACCGGAAUAACUUAAACAACUUUGUACUUGUAUUUUUAUUUGUAAGACUAAUAUCGCUUUGUAAUAUAUGGAUUAUUAUUUAUAAGUUUGUAAUAUAAACUAUUUUAUUUCUUUA